AUGCAUCCCAUAUUCCACUUCGAUAUGGCCAAAGGCAAGAAAUCAACAACCUCUGCACGCCGCCAACAGCGCCCUGGGCCAGGUGCAAUCACUCCUAUUGCUGGCAUCAAUCUUUCGCGCUGUGGGGGUAAUCUUAGCAACCCCGUCCGCGAUAUUGAGUGGCGUGCUCCACAAGCACAAGAACUUAAUACAACCUAUCGACGAAAAGCGGCAAAGAUAUACACCCACGGAGCCGUUGCUGACUUGGUCCCUUGCGAACGAUGUGCACAGGGCAGAGGUCCAUUCCAGAAGUGCGUCAUUGCCUGGGACGACAAGGGCUACGUUGGCAACGCAAACUGUGCAAAUUGCUACUGGUCCCACAAGACUAGCUCUUGUAGUCGACGCUACGUUUUGCCAUGUCAAGCGCUGAUGGAAGAGGGACAUCCACUAGGUGAUUUCGAGGAGGCAUGUCGAAUCCAUUGUCACGGUGCUCAUAUUCCUGAUGAGGACGGAGAGGAGUCUUCCUCUGAUGAAGAAGACGACUCCGACGACGAAUAUGAGGAAGAGACAGAUGAGGCAUCCGAAGCUGGUGCUGACGGUGAUUACGGAACUACCUGUCAAAAGCGCAAGUCAGUAGGAUCGCCGUAUGACAGCACUGGAGGAGACACGCCUAAGGCCAAGAAGAUGCGAUGA
Messenger RNA from Talaromyces stipitatus ATCC 10500, 672 nucleotides. RefSeq lists its product as uncharacterized. Lineage: Eukaryota; Fungi; Ascomycota; Eurotiomycetes; Eurotiales; Trichocomaceae. The coding region runs from base 1 to 672 and encodes 223 amino acids. The record is from RefSeq and is a predicted model, not a curated record. The transcript has 2 exons.